Messenger RNA from Anguilla rostrata (American eel), 2515 nucleotides. Its product is annotated as homeobox protein OTX2-like. The coding region runs from base 482 to 1351 and encodes 289 amino acids. Gene Ontology annotation, biological process: multicellular organism development; regulation of transcription by RNA polymerase II. The transcript is spliced from 4 exons. The record is from RefSeq and is a predicted model, not a curated record. Gene Ontology annotation, molecular function: RNA polymerase II cis-regulatory region sequence-specific DNA binding; DNA-binding transcription factor activity, RNA polymerase II-specific. Gene Ontology annotation, cellular component: nucleus. NCBI's taxonomy places the organism in Eukaryota, Metazoa, Chordata, Actinopteri, Anguilliformes, Anguillidae.
UGGAGAAAAGCAAGCAGCGGAUCCGACACUAGGAAGUCCACUCUCAUUGGAUGUGUGCUUCAAAUAUAUCUCGAAUCUAAGCAACUUAAUCAAAAGAGAAAUAAUUAAAUAAUUAAAAAAUUACAAAAACAAAGCCUCCAAAAAAACCUAUGUAUUUCCCAUACAAUUUCGCAGCUGCAUCGAUUUCUAAGAAAGACUGUUGACGCGUAGAGUAGGCUGAUAUUUUCUUCGGAUUGGUAUAUUUAUAUCUUGCAGGAUUUCAGCAACUCUGCAAGCUGUCCUCCAGGGUGCGACCAUCUUAUAGUACUAAUAUUUUCGAAUUAAAAAGAAUCCAAACUUCUCAUUGAGUUUAUGGACCGAGUCUUCACGUGAAUUUGCCCGGAACCGGAAAAAGCCUGAACCUGAGUAACCAAGGACUUUAAGAGGCCACUGUAUAAUUUUCAUCAUUAUCUCCAGCGUCGCCCUCGAUUCUAAUUUUAGCAUGAUGUCAUAUCUUAAGCAACCACCUUACUCAGUCAAUGGACUGGGCAUAACUACCUCCGGGAUGGAUCUCCUCCAUCCGUCCGUGGGCUACCCAGCUACACCUCGUAAGCAGAGACGCGAACGGACGACCUUCACGCGCGCUCAGCUAGACAUUCUAGAGGCCCUCUUCGCCAAGACUCGCUACCCUGACAUAUUCAUGCGGGAGGAGGUGGCCUUAAAGAUAAACCUGCCAGAGUCUCGCGUACAGGUCUGGUUUAAGAACCGAAGGGCAAAAUGUCGGCAGCAGCAACAGCAGCAGCAGACCGGAGGGGCGAACAAGAUUCGACCAGUCAAAAAGAAAAGUUCCCCGGCCAGAGAAGCGAGCUCUGAGAGUGGGGCGAGCGGCCAGUUCACACCCCCUACCAUUACCCCAGUCCCUACUGUCUCCGCCAGUAGCGCCCCGGUGUCCAUCUGGAGCCCAGCCUCAAUUUCCCCCCUUUCCGAUCAUCUCUCUACUUCUUCAUCUUGUAUGCAGCGGUCAUACCCGAUGACUUAUACGCAAGCAUCUGGAUACGGCCAAAGCUACGGCGGAUCAUCUUCUUACUUUGGCGGGAUGGACUGCGGGUCUUACCUCUCCUCCGUGCCUCACCAGAUAGCAGGGCCCGGGUCAGCGCUUAGUCCAAUGAGUGCUAAUACUGUUACCAGUCACAUCAACCAGUCCCCAGCUUCGCUAUCUGCUCAGGGGUACGGAGCAUCUGGGCUGGGGUUCAACUCUGCCGCCGAUUGCUUGGAUUACAAAGAUCAACCGGCAUCCUGGAAAUUGAACUUUAAUGCCGACGGCUUGGAUUACAAAGAUCAGACCUCGUCUUGGAAAUUCCAGGUUUUGUGAAGCCAACGACCGGCGUUAAAUUACAUUGACUGUUCAAAAAUAAUACCGAAGUAAGGCGCGUUACCUCGCCGCGAUAUUCAGACAUAUGCCUGAGAAGGACUUGAUUUGGAUACUACGAGCAAGCCCGGGAUGCAACAUUUGGUAUAUUGGUGGCACACCCCCUCAACUCCACAAAGUACCCCCCCCCCCCCCCAAUUAAUGAACCGAUGACAGCUAUUAAAUCAUCAAAGCUUUGGCCACAGUUCCCAUUCUGUUAAAUUCGCAAUGCAGAAACACGAGGCUUCAUUGUUGGCAUGCGUGCGCCUUCUCUGUCAGCCGCUUAAUGGCACCUGUUGGUUAAUUUAAGAGAAAUGUGGAGCAGUGAACUCUCAAUAACUUUGAUCAAAGCCACGGAACAAAUCGUUAUCCAAAAAAACGACGCCCAAGACUCAAUUCUUUGGUUAAGUGCUUGGAAUGGGCCUGCUUUUCUUAAGCCUCUUAAAACUUGCCGACCUACUUCCUAGUUGGUAAAUGGAAGGACUCUUUGAUCAGGACGGUGUGUGGACUGCGCGCCCCUGCGGCGAACUAGAUGCACUACUUUAUUUAAGAAAAAUGUUUAUAAGGAAUCAGUAUGUAGUUUUCAAGAGACAAUCAGUGUGUCAUAUCAAUGGUCCAUAUGUUUUGUUUUUUCUUUCUUUCUGUGAUAGCCUUCAAAACUGUGACCUGUUUUAUUGUAUGCAAUUUGUGAGCUUUGCGUCAGCGAAGCCUGCUAUGAUUUAAAAGUUUUUUUGAACGGGAAAAAGUAUUAAUAUGAUGAAAUAACAAUGAGCAAUUAUUAAAAUAUAGAUCAGGAUUUCCCAAACUUAUGAAGAGUGUUCUGGUUGGGAAAAUAAUCUUGAUAAACAUUUCCCUGUGGUCGUCGUCCUCCUGUGGAUACCAGCCCCUCUACAUGGACCUGUGGCUCCAAUGCUGGUACUGUGAGCCGCCGUAUUUGGACACAAUAAAAGUGGUUUCAUCGAACACUCUGUCAUCAUAACAAUUGAUUCAAUCUAAAUGUCGGGACUUGCCCGUUUGCAAAUAGUGGCAAAUACAUUGCAUGUGUGAAUAAACCGCUCAAUUCCGGACGUCCUACGUAUGUUCCAGCCCCGUUGGAGGGAAAUAAAUACACAAUAAUGAAUACGCAUC